GGCGGCAGAAUGUGGUUGCCGAGGGAAGGGUUUAGGGUUUUAAGUUUGAUUUUGGGUAGGGGCAUAUGUGUCAUUUCAGUGUAGUUUAGGGCGAUAAAAUUUAAAUUUUAGGGCGACAAAUAGCGAUUCAGAAACUGGAUUCUUAUUUAACGCCCUAACUUUUUAAAAUUUCCGCCCUAAAUAACCAAACAGACAAAAAUACCCCCAAUUUCUCAAACGGUCGCCCCCAACUUCACAAAACGUAUGCCCUAAUCUCCAACUCAGGCGCCCCAAACCCGUCGUUAGAGCUGGAUGACCGUCGCCCAACUCCAACGUCGCCGCCGUUCGUCGAAAUCCGCCGUUCGCCCUGGAUAACCGGCGCCCAACUCCCUCGUCGUCGCCGUUCUCCGUUCGUCCUGGAAGUCCGUGGCAGGGACGAGAUUGAGAGGGAAGAUAACCGGAAGGAGAGCGGGAAGGCGAGGAUAUGAUUAAGAUGAAGAAGUGUAUGUUUCUCGAGCAAAUCGCGAGGGAUCGAGUGAUGAUUCUGCAGAGGGAGGAGAUUGUUGAUGAUGGUGAUGAUAAUGGAGAAUGGGAGUUAGGGAGGUGGUGGUGGUGCAUAUCGACGGAGAGGGUUCCGUCGGCGACCAUUUUGGGGGAGGAAUGAGGACGGGGGACGAUCGAGUGGGCGCCAUUAAUGGUGGUGGUGUUGGUGGCACCAUUGGAGGAUCUCACUGGAGCUUCAUUGAGCAUUUUUCCUUUCCAGUCAAAUCGGGAUUGGACCGAGCAUCACUCCCAGCCGCGAGGAAUCCCUAGGUCGAGGGGGUGGCGGUGACAGCAGCCCUCUGGCGACGGCGAAGAUUGUUAGGGAUUGGAAAGUUUGUGGGGCAAAAUCGCCCAAUUAUCGAGUUAGGGCGACAAAUUUUAAAAAACCUAGGGCGUUAAUUAGUACCUCUAUUCAGAAAAUGAUCAGGUAUUGGCGGGAAACUAGCACGCUCCAAGUCUCAAAAAAGAAACAGGCAAAAUCUCCUAAAACCCGCGCCCUUCCCAAAUCGCUAUCCCGCUCCUCUCUCCCCCUCGAUCUCCAUCUGCAAACUUGGAGAGAAACCAGUGGAUCUCCUGCUCCGCCGCCGUUAAGGUGCCAUUUCUCUCCGCCAAACUCGCUAUGCGAACUCACUCACCCGCCGCCGGACACCAACUCGCCGUACGCGACUCGCUCUCCGUCGUCACCAGCACCGCCGCCGCGGGCUCUGAUUCUCAGAAGGCAUGGUAUCUUCUAUAUCUCGUCAUAUCCAUCGGCCGGCCGGCGACGAUUCUCGAGCUAGUCUCCCGCUGCGUUCCGUUCAGAGCGACGCCCGAUCUCGUCCGCAGUCUUUGCUCGCUCCUGAGCUCCCCAAUCGCGUUAACCUGCAGCGGCAGAAAUGGCGCCUGCGUUACUGCUUCUAUGCUCGGUUGGGAGACGAUUAGAAAGUUAGUGUCCAAUUCCGAGUCGAUUCACCGGUUUCUGAUAUGGAUUGGCCAGGGAUUGGGCCUCAAUUUAGCCGGAGGAGCGCCGCCGCUUCAAGGUUCAGUGAGGAUGUACUUUAAUAAAAGGAAACGAAUCGGAUUCGUCCGUCAAGAAGAAGUGGAGAAUGAAGAUCCAAAUGUUUCUCGUCCUCUCAAAAGAACUCGUACUGCUGCAUUAGAGGUUCCUUUCUCUAUUGUUGAGGGAGGCCUUUGGGAUGCAGGAUCUUUGUCGAAACUAAUGGAAAUUAGGUUAAAUAAUUUGGCCCUUCUUCCAGAAUGCUUCCCAGAAACCGUAGUAAGUAGAUUUGAUUGUAAACAGAUAGAAGAUGAGUAUGAUUCAACUGCAAUAUUAGAGGGAGAUGAGCAGAAAACAGUCUCGAAUGCUGAUGUUUCCGAGGAGCUUGGUGUUCAAGAAGUGAAAAGUGAUGAUCUUAUGGAAGUCAUGCUGAGCAAUAUGGCUUUGAUUCCGGAAUGGUCUCCGGAAAUUGUUCUCAGUAAAUUAGAUUUUAGACCGGAUGAUGUGAAGCAGAUAGAAGAUGAGUGUGUUUCGGAUGCAAUAUUGGAAGUGGAGCACAAACCGGUCAGUUCUGAUGGGCUUGUGGACACCAUGCUAAAUGAUAGGGUUCUCAUUCCAGAACGCUUGCUCAAAACGGUUGACAGCAGUUUAGAUUCUAGACCUAAGGAUGUCAAGCAGAUAGAAGAUGAUCCUAUUCCAACUGCAAUAGCGGAAAGGAAGGAGCAUAAAACAGUUGAUUCUGCUGAGAUAGUUGAUAAUCAUGAAGCAGACCUUUGUGGUAUGCCAACUGAAAAUGGCUGUGAAGAAAAGAUGGAGCCAUCUUCAAACAAAGAACUAGCUACCAUUGUUGGUGGCAUUCAAACAGAAGUUGGACCAAGCAAUGCAACACUAAAACCUGCCAUUCAUGGCAUGUCAAUUGAAGAUGGCUGUGAAGAAAAGAAGGUGCAGGAAUCUUCGGAAAAAAAGCUAGUUACUACUGAUGCAAAUAAAGAGAAUUGCUUGAAGACACUUGACAUAUCUGUUACCGAUAAACACUUCCAGAAGUCCUCUGCCAAGACAAGGUUUGCAAAGGGAAAUGGAAUGUCUCCAAGACAUCAAGCUCUCUGCAAGUCCAUUGAUAGAAACAAACCCGAGAGCCCUGUCAAAAGGCAGCAGGGAAAUGACCACCACAUAAGAGAUUCCAUGCCCCAAAGUUCAAAGCGGAAACAUGAUGUGCAAGCAAAAGAAGGAAGGAAGGAUGCUGCUGCUGUCACUUCCAAUCAAGUCGAACCGAAAGGCCUACCUACCUUUGAAUCCUACAUUGUUGAUGCGGAGGAAGGUUCAGGUGGCUAUGGCACUGUAUAUAGGGCAAGAAGGAAAGACGAUGGAGGGACGGUGGCCAUUAAAUUCCCUCAUGUAAAUGCACAUAAACAGCAUGUUACUAAUGAGCAAAGGAUGCUGGAGAGGUUUGGGGGUAGAAACUAUAUCAUAAGAUAUGAAGGCCAUUUCAAGAGCGAAAAUUCUUUGUGUUUUGUUCUGGAGCACAUUGAGCAUGAUAAACCUGAGGUAUUGAAGAAGGAAAUAGAUACAGUUCAGAUAAGGUGGUACGCCUAUUGCCUUUUCAGAUCACUUUCCAGUCUUCAUAAGCAGCAGGGGAUUGUCCAUAGAGAUGUCAAACCUGGCAACUUCCUUUUCUCUCGCAAAGCUAAUAAGGGUUAUCUCAUUGAUUUCAACCUUGCCUUGGUUAGUCAUACUAGUCUUUGUUAUGUUUUAUCUGUCCGACGAUGUGUUCCAUUUAAAAUGGUACUUAUAGUUUCUUCCUUUUCUUGGCAGGAUCUGCACCAGAAGUAUGGAGCGACUAACAAAUUCAGAACUGGGACUGACAAAACCUUCAGUGACGCAAUGCUAAACAAGUCCAGACCUUUUCAACCUGUCAAAGCUGGUAGGACUCAGAAUCCGAAGUCUUUGGAUGUAGUCAGUCAUGAAGAAGCUAAAGGCUCAAAGAACUGGAAAAGGAAGGAUGGUAACGCUUUGAAAGCUCAGAAUGACACGCGUGGAUGGAAUCUCACACAAAGUCAAGGAGCAGAAGGCUCAGGAGUAACCUCCCUAAAAGACUUGACCAGUAAUAUGGCUCCUUCAGCCGAAAGGCUAAGAGAGCCUUUACCAAGCCAUGGCAGGAAGGCGCUCCUGAGUUUGUUGCAGGAAACAAUGAACUCCCCGAAUCACGAAGCAUCCAGCACUCCAUCUUCUAUGAGGAAGAGGGUUGCAGCUCCUCCUUCUAAAGUCGAUGGAAGACUUAUUUAUGUCUCUCCAAUGCCUUUGCAGCCUUAUGGGAUGACUGCCACACUUCAUGGCUUGACCAAGAGCAAAGAUGGGAAGUUGAAGAAAGAAGGGCCUUGUAUGGGAACAAAAGGCUUCCGUGCUCCAGAGGUGUUGUUGAGAUCACAGUAUCAAGGUCCCAAGGUUGAUUCUUGGUCAGCAGGGGUAACCUUACUGUAUCUAAUGAUAGGAAGAACACCUUUCUGUGGUGAACCUGAGCAGAACAUAAAAGAGAUAGCAAAGUUGAGGGGCAGUGAAGAUCUCUGGGAAGUUGCUAAGUUACAUGACCGUGAAUCCUCAUUUCCACCGGAACUGUACAACAAUCAAUCCCUGCAGUCUCUACCACUUCGGGAAUGGUGCAAGAUCAAUACAAAACGACGUGGCUUCCUUGAUCAGGUGCCUACUUCUCUAAUCGACCUCGUCGACAAGUGCUUAACUGUAAACCCAAGGUCCAGAAUCAGUUGUGAUGACGCUUUGAAGCAUGAGUUUUUCGCUCCAUUGCACGAGAUGAUUAAGAAGCACAAGCUGACUCGCCAGGGUGGUUCGACCCUUGUGGCUGACUCAGGCACCAUCAGGGCUCCUUUGAAUCAAUGAAACUCGGGUUAGCCGGCUCCCUAACCCAUAUCACCAUGCAGCUUCUAAUUGACUGAAAUGUAGUGUAAAUUGCCUUCACUUACAUGUAAGCCUUCUUAGAGUUUGAACUUUUAAUCUGAUCUUUGUCAGGAAAAGUGUCGAAGCUCCAUAUGUAGCAUUGUGGUUGUAAUUGUAGUUGUAAACUCCAUCUGUCAUCUCUUUAGAUUGGAUGAAGACCGUGCCUGCUAAUUCGAUCUGAAUUUGACUCGUCAGAGGUGACGACCUUUAACUACUUGAUCCAUCUUGAUCAACGGUCUGAUAUAACUUGGU
This is a messenger RNA of Linum tenue, 4699 nucleotides long. NCBI's taxonomy places the organism in Eukaryota, Viridiplantae, Streptophyta, Magnoliopsida, Malpighiales, Linaceae. The record is from the annotation of a GenBank genome assembly.